Dioscorea cayenensis subsp. rotundata (Guinea yam) is the source of this 1477-nucleotide messenger RNA. Its product is annotated as alcohol dehydrogenase-like 6. Gene Ontology annotation, biological process: formaldehyde catabolic process. Gene Ontology annotation, cellular component: cytosol. The transcript is spliced from 10 exons. The record is from RefSeq and is a predicted model, not a curated record. The coding region runs from base 148 to 1278 and encodes 376 amino acids. Gene Ontology annotation, molecular function: S-(hydroxymethyl)glutathione dehydrogenase [NAD(P)+] activity; zinc ion binding. Lineage: Eukaryota; Viridiplantae; Streptophyta; Magnoliopsida; Dioscoreales; Dioscoreaceae.
UGGCCAUGGAGGUUGGUGGGCGAAGUCCUCCAUCUCUCCAUCUCUCCAUCUCCAACAACCAAGCUCCAUCGUUUGCCGCUCCUUCUUCAGACCCUUCUUCUCCUUCUCCUUCUCCUCUUCCUUUAGUUGUUGUUUCUACUUUCAAUCAUGUCCAUUGGAGCCAUCACCUGCAAAGCUGCGGUGGCUUGGGGACCAGGCGAGCCACUGAUUAUUGAGGAGGUGCUGGUUGACCCACCAAAGGCGAUGGAGAUCCGAAUUAAGGUUGUCUGCACCUCUCUGUGCCGCAGUGAUGUUACCCAGUGGGAAUCCAAGGGGCAACCUGCUAUAUUUCCUCGAAUUUUUGGUCAUGAGGCAUCUGCGAUUGUUGAAAGCAUUGGAGAAGGUGUAUCUGAAUUUGAGGUGGGAGAUCAUGUUCUAACUUUAUUCACGGGGGAGUGUAAAAUCUGCAAGCAUUGUGUUUCCGAGAAAAGCAACAUGUGCCAGGCAUUGGGAUUGGAAAGAAAGGGUGUUAUGCACUCUGAUCAAAUGACUCGGUUCUCAAAAAAAGGGAAGCCUGUAUAUCAUUAUUGUGCAGUUUCAAGCUUUAGUGAGUACACCGUAGUCCAUUCUGGUUGUGCAGUUAAAAUCAGCAAAACUGCUCCGAUGGAUAGGGUGUGUCUUCUCAGUUGUGGAGUAGCUGCAGGACUUGGUGCUGUUUGGAAAGUUGCUGACAUAUUCAAGGGGUCGAAAGUUGUUAUUUUUGGCCUUGGAACUGUAGGCCUCUCGGUGGCACUUGGUGCAAAACUAAGGGAGGCUUCCCAAAUCAUUGGAGUGGAUACUAAUCCUCAAAAAUUUGAGAAGGGAAAAGCUUUUGGCGUUACAGAUUUCAUCAAUCCAGAAGACUGCAGUGAACCUAUAUUUCAGGUUAUUAAACAAAUGACUGAUGGAGGUGCAGAUUUCUCCUUUGAAUGUGUUGGUGAAACUGAAGUUGUUUCGACCGCAUUGAAGUCAUGCUCUGAUGGUUGGGGAGUGACAGUGACCUUGGGUGUCCCAAAGACGAACCCUGAGAUCUCAGCUCAUUAUGGUUUGCUUCUUUCAGGAAGAACUUUGAGAGGUUCUUUAUAUGGAGGAUGGAAACCAAAAUCUGAUUUGCCAUCAUUAGUUGACAAGUUAUUGAGAAAGGAAAUUACUGUCGAUGAUCUCGUCACGCAUGACAUUCCGUUCGACGAUAUAAACGAAGCCUUUCGCUUGAUGAAGGAGGGUAAAUGCUUAAGAUGUGUCAUCCAUAUGGCUAAAUAAUUUUUGGCUUUUCAUACAAUUGUGUUCUUGCCAAGCUUAUUAUCAUUGUUUAAUAAACAUUGGUUAAAUAUACUUAUUUUUGUACUAAUUCUAAGUUUAAAUGGUCCAAAUAAAUACUUCAACCAAUAAUUGUUGUUUUAGAAUAAUUUGUUGUAUUAUUAUUCAGUGACUUGUUGGAGAAUUAAAAUCAUUUUUUUUA